Molecule: messenger RNA, 672 nt
Organism: Lasiosphaeria miniovina
Lineage: Eukaryota; Fungi; Ascomycota; Sordariomycetes; Sordariales; Lasiosphaeriaceae
Product: thioredoxin-like protein
Exons: 3
Coding region: 1-672 (223 amino acids)
Biological process (GO): cellular response to oxidative stress; cell redox homeostasis; cellular oxidant detoxification
Cellular component (GO): cytosol; mitochondrion
Molecular function (GO): peroxiredoxin activity
Source: RefSeq, a predicted model, not a curated record
AUGGCUGAACGCUCCGCUCCCCUUCGUCUAGGCAACAUUGCCCCCAACUUCAAGGCCGACACCACCCAGGGCCCCAUUGACCUGCAUGAGUUCAUUGGCGACAGCUGGGUCGUGCUCUUCUCUCACCCCGAGGACUACACGCCAGUAUGCACCACCGAGCUCGGUGAGAUGGCUCGCCUUCAGCCCGAGUUCACCAAGCGUGGCGUCAAGCUUCUCGGCCUGUCGGCCAACACACUCGGAAGCCACGAGGGAUGGAUUAGCGACAUCAAGGACGUGACGGGCUCCCAGGUCUCCUUCCCCAUCAUUGCCGACAAGGAGCGCAAGGUUGCCUACCUCUACGACAUGAUCGACUACCAAGACACCACCAACGUGGAUGAGAAGGGAAUCGCCUUCACCAUCCGCUCCGUCUUUGUCAUCGACCCCAAGAAGACGAUCCGCACCAUUCUCUCGUACCCGGCUUCGACCGGCCGCAACAGCGCCGAGAUCCUGCGCAUCGUCGACUCGCUCCAGACCGGCGACAAGUACAAGGUCACCACCCCCAUCAACUGGGUUCCCGGUGACGACGUCAUUGUCCACCCCAGCAUCAAGGGCGAGCAGGCCACCCAGCUGUUCCCCAACCUCCGCGCUGUCAAGCCGUACCUCCGCUUCACUGCGCUCCCUUUGGACGCUUGA